Messenger RNA from Thrips palmi, 1410 nucleotides. Its product is annotated as putative nuclease HARBI1. Bases 1 to 1263 code for a protein of 420 amino acids. The record is from RefSeq and is a predicted model, not a curated record. The transcript has 7 exons. Lineage: Eukaryota; Metazoa; Arthropoda; Insecta; Thysanoptera; Thripidae.
AUGGAAGUGGUUACAAAUAACAAAUCAAUUUACACAACAUGUGUGGAAAUUGAUGCACAAGCGUUGUUCAUCCAGCAACUUAACAGGUCUAUUUUUGAAGCAAGGGUUGAGGUGUGUGUACUUGGAUGGAUAAGAGUUGUAAUUCCUCAUUCUUUAACAGUAGAAAACAGACAUUCCGUCGCGUCGUUCGCCCUGAGCUUCCUGUCUCAAGGGUCACAGGCCAAACGUUACCCAGAAAAGUUUGUCCCUGUCGAGAUGGACGACCCUCAUCGCCUAGAUGAUGACGCGGAAGAAGAUGAACUUAUUGCCAUGGAUCCAUUGAACCCCAAUAUUUACAGACUGUCACAAGAUCUGGCUCUAAGUCUGAUCGAUGUCUUGCGUCCCUUUCAAAUUUUAGCAAAUAAAAUGGUUCAUAUUGUCUUGCAGGUUCUUUCAGUGCUUAGUUUCUAUGCAUCGGGUUCUUAUCAAACACCAACUGGAAAGCACUUUGAUUGCCCCAUUGCCCAGCCAACAUUGAGUGGAUACAUCACAGAAGUAACCAAUGCCUUAAAUGAAGAUGCAAUCCUUACUCACUUCAUCAGAUUUCCAUCAACUGUGCAAGAACUUAACCACUGCAUUGAAAGGAACCAGAAUCUUGGAGGCCAACUGCCGAAUGUGGUCGGCUGCACUGAUGGGACAUUGAUAAAAAUUAAAUCCCCAUCACUUGCUAACAAUAAGCAUGCAUUUACCGGCAGAAAAGGAGUGCCUUGCAUCAACGCUCAGAUUGGUAGCAGUCCCCACACUUGCCUCUGCUUUUUACUUGACAUUUUAUCCGGUACUGUAGGAGAUACGGGAUAUGCACAGCAGCCCUGGAUGUUGACGCCAUUCCGGCAAACAGAAGAUAACACACCAGAGUCCCGGUACAACAAGGCUCAUUGCAGUGACAGGAAUGUUGUAGAACGGACUAUUGGCCUUUUGAAGGAACGAUGGAGGUGCAUAAAUGAUGAGCGCACUCUGCAUUAUGACUAUGUGAAAGUUGCACAGUUCAUAAAUGGUGCAGUUGUGCUUCAUAAUUUGUGUGUCCUGGCUAAUUUGACGCACUAUGCAGAAGGUGCUCAUCUCCUCAGAAAUGUUAAUGUAAACGAAGAAGAACCUGAAGAGGACGAUGAUGAUUUGGAUGAUGAAGAUGUGCCAGAAGGUAGGAGGCAACAACGAGCCAUCCUAAUCCGUGGACAACAAGUGCGUCAGGAAAUUGUCAAUGAGCUGGAGCUGCGGCGACAGUAGGCAAUGGACUGCAUAUUUGUGGUAGAAAAAAAGAAGAAAGGAACAUCAAUCAACAUGGUUCUACCUUAAGGUGUACUGUAGGUAUUAAAUGGUAAUUGAUAGUCAGUCGUAUUGUUUGAAAGUAAUUUUUUUAUUUGUAUGAAGAAU